Trachymyrmex septentrionalis is the source of this 961-nucleotide messenger RNA. Its product is annotated as post-GPI attachment to proteins factor 2-like. The transcript is spliced from 5 exons. Gene Ontology annotation, cellular component: Golgi membrane; endoplasmic reticulum membrane. NCBI's taxonomy places the organism in Eukaryota, Metazoa, Arthropoda, Insecta, Hymenoptera, Formicidae. The record is from RefSeq and is a predicted model, not a curated record. Gene Ontology annotation, biological process: GPI anchor biosynthetic process. The coding region runs from base 20 to 796 and encodes 258 amino acids.
GUAACGAAAGUUUAAUAACAUGAGCAAGCUCAGAUUGGGAUCAGAGUAUAUUCCGUUGGCGGAGGACGACAUGUCGAAGGCCCGCCUCGUCGUACCGUUCUCCAGAGUGGCAUGGUUCACCGUGUUUCUGCCCUUCCUGGCGUUCGUCUUUUGCGUCGCCUGGUCGGUUCUUUAUAACUUUGAACACUCCACCUCCACUCAUUGUCAGGUGUACAAUUUUUUACCAUCUGUCUCAGCAGCCAUAGGUCACUACAGACCUCAGAAAGAUGUAUGGAAGACUGCUAUAGCAUUGCAAGCGUUAUUAAGAACCUUAGUAUUUACAUUAUAUUAUCGUUACUACAAGGAGCAUGUUUAUAAGUGGGCAGAAUAUUUAAGUAAUAUCGCGCUCGUUAUGUACGCCAUUGAAAAUACUUCUCUAGUGACACUGAGCUUUUGGACUUCCAAUGAGAAUUAUGCGUUCCAUAAGAUAUCUUUCAUAACUUUUUUGAUAACGUCAUUUAUAUACAUGUUCGUAGCGUAUUAUAUUAUAAAAAAUUGCCUGAAUAUUGCAAAAGGCUCGAACGAUGCUUCCUUAAAGUGGAAACGGAGAUCAAUGAUGCUGAAUGUGAUGUGUAUAGUAAUAGCAUGCUACUUCUUUUAUAGACAUAAUAAAUAUUGCGAACCCUUCGUGUAUUCAAUGUUCGCUUUAAGCGAAUACGGAGUUGUGCUUUCAAACAUGGGAUACCAUCUAACUGCUGCAUUGGACUUUGCUACCACACGUCUUAUGAUAUCAGGAAACAAACUUAGAAUUAUCUAAAACUUUUUUAAUUACAGUUUUUUAUCUCUUUUAGACAGCAUGAACUCAUUACAGAUAUUAAUGUCAGAUAUAUUCGUCAGUACUUGUAGCAGCACAUUUUUUAAGGCACUUUAAUUAAUGCUAAAAGGUUCUAUAUAUAAAAUGUACCUAAUGAUCCUUUUUGCU